CCACCAUAGCCUAGUCGCAGCGAACCACCGUAUUACACACACGUAAUUGUACAAGCAUCGCUUUUGUGUCGUGUUCAUUAUUCGCAUUCUUUUUUUUUUUUUAUCAUAACUACUGUUCGUUAUUUUUCAACCGUCGGUGGUUUUUCGACGACCGUGCGUUCCGUAAGUACCCAGUGCCCGAAUCCGCCGAGUUCUCGAACGUCUCGUGCGCCUAGCCCCAACCCCCCGGUAUUCAAAGCGACGAGCAAACAUCGUCGAUAGCAAUUUUUAUAAAGCAUAAGCACCGCCGAAUACCAUCAUGUCCGAACCAGCAAAAGGAGAAGAAUUGGCCACUGCAAUUUUAAAGCAAAAAGAUCGUCCAAAUAGGCUCAUUGUUGAAGAAGCAAUCAACGAUGAUAAUUCAGUUAUUGCACUAUCCCAGGCUAAAAUGGAUGAAUUGCAAUUGUUUCGUGGUGAUACUGUUUUGUUAAAAGGCAAACGUCGUAAAGAGUCUGUAUGUAUUGUUUUAUCUGAUGAAACAUGCCCAGAUGAAAAAGUACGCAUGAAUAGAGUAGUACGUAAUAAUUUACGUGUUAGAAUAUCAGACAUAGUACAAAUACAACAAUGUCCUGAUGUAAAGUAUGGAAAGCGCAUUCAUGUUUUACCUAUCGAUGAUACAGUUGAAGGUUUAACAGGAAAUUUGUUUGAAGUAUUCCUUAAACCAUAUUUCUUAGAAGCGUAUAGACCUAUACAUAAAGAUGAUAAUUUCAUUGUCCGAGGAGGCAUGAGAGCUGUAGAAUUUAAAGUAGUUGAAACUGAUCCGUCUCCGUAUUGUAUUGUUGCUUAUGAUACAGUUAUUCAUUGUGAAGGAGAUCCAAUUAAAAGAGAGGAGGAAGAAGAAGCAUCAAAUACUGUUGGUUAUGAUGAUAUUGGUGGUUGCCGUAAACAGUUAGCACAAAUUAAAGAAAUGGUUGAACUUCCUCUUAGACAUCCAAGCUUAUUUAAGGCUAUCGGUGUAAAGCCUCCGAGAGGAAUUUUGCUGUAUGGACCUCCUGGAACUGGAAAAACACUCAUUGCUCGUGCUGUAGCUAAUGAAACAGGAGCAUUCUUUUUCUUAAUCAACGGUCCUGAAAUCAUGAGUAAACUUGCUGGUGAAUCUGAAAGCAAUUUAAGAAAAGCAUUUGAAGAAGCUGAUAGAAACUCACCCUCUAUUAUUUUCAUUGAUGAACUAGAUGCUAUUGCACCUAAACGAGAAAAAACUCAUGGUGAAGUUGAACGUCGUAUUGUAUCUCAAUUAUUAACACUCAUGGAUGGUUUAAAAUCAUCAUCUCAUGUUAUUGUAAUGGCUGCUACUAAUCGCCCAAAUUCAAUUGAUUCAGCUCUCAGACGUUUUGGUCGUUUCGAUCGUGAAAUUGAUAUUGGUAUACCAGAUGCUACUGGACGCUUAGAAGUUUUACGUAUACACACUAAGAACAUGAAACUUGCUGAAGAAGUAGAUUUAGAACAGAUUGCUGCUGAAACUCAUGGUCAUGUAGGUGCUGAUCUUGCUUCUUUAUGUUCAGAAGCAGCUCUGCAACAAAUUCGUGAAAAAAUGGACUUAAUUGAUUUAGAAGAUGAUCAAAUUGAUGCUGAAGUAUUAAAUUCAUUGGCUGUUACCAUGGAGAACUUUAGGUAUGCUAUGGGUAAGAGUAGUCCAAGUGCUUUGAGAGAGACUAUUGUUGAAGUACCAAAUAUUACAUGGGAAGAUAUUGGAGGAUUAUCUAAUGUAAAGCGCGAGUUGCAAGAACUUGUUCAGUAUCCAGUUGAACAUCCAGAUAAAUUUUUGAAAUUUGGUAUGCAACCGUCUCGAGGUGUAUUAUUCUAUGGACCUCCUGGUUGUGGUAAAACAUUACUAGCAAAAGCCAUUGCCAAUGAAUGUCAAGCCAACUUCAUUUCUGUUAAGGGUCCUGAAUUGUUAACUAUGUGGUUUGGUGAAUCUGAAGCCAAUGUCCGUGAUAUAUUUGAUAAAGCCAGAGCUGCUGCUCCAUGUGUACUGUUUUUCGACGAAUUGGACUCUAUUGCAAAAUCUAGAGGUGGAAAUGUUGGUGAUGCUGGUGGUGCAGCUGACAGAGUAAUCAAUCAGAUUCUGACCGAAAUGGAUGGUAUGGGUGCCAAAAAGAAUGUAUUCAUUAUUGGUGCUACUAACAGACCUGAUAUCAUUGAUCCUGCUAUUCUUCGCCCAGGGCGUUUAGAUCAACUGAUUUAUAUUCCUUUACCCGAUGAAAAAUCACGUGAAGCCAUUUUCAAAGCUAAUCUAAGAAAAUCCCCAGUUGCUAAAGAUGUUGAUCUAACCUACAUUGCUAAAGUUACUCAUGGUUAUUCUGGUGCUGAUUUGACUGAAGUAUGUCAACGUGCCUGCAAACUUGCUAUUAGACAAAGUAUUGAAGCAGAAAUUAGACGUGAGCGGGAAGCUGCCAAUAAUCAAGGAAUGGAGGUAACUGAUGUAACUGAAGAUGAUCCUGUCCCAGAAAUUACAAAAGCUCAUUUUGAAGAAGCUAUGUUGUAUGCUCGCCGUUCUGUAACGGAUAAUGACAUACGCAAAUAUGAGAUGUUUUCACAAACUUUACAACAGUCUCGUGGUUUCGGUACAAAUUUCAGAUUCCCUACAACGACAGGUCAACCAGCUGCCAAUAAUGCAACAACUGGUGGUGAUCAAGCAACCUUCGCAGAUGAUGGUGAUGAUGACUUGUACAACUAAACAGUUUCCCCUUCCCUCAAAUAAUAGAUUUAAUGUAUAUUUGAAGUUUUAAAAAAAUAUUCAAGCAUUUUUUUUUUUUUUUUUUAUAU
Molecule: messenger RNA, 2805 nt
Organism: Sipha flava (yellow sugarcane aphid)
Lineage: Eukaryota; Metazoa; Arthropoda; Insecta; Hemiptera; Aphididae
Gene: TER94
Product: transitional endoplasmic reticulum ATPase TER94
Exons: 13
Coding region: 299-2716 (805 amino acids)
Biological process (GO): retrograde protein transport, ER to cytosol; autophagosome maturation; mitotic spindle disassembly
Cellular component (GO): VCP-NPL4-UFD1 AAA ATPase complex; nucleus; cytosol
Molecular function (GO): polyubiquitin modification-dependent protein binding; ATP hydrolysis activity; ATP binding
Source: RefSeq, a predicted model, not a curated record